This is a messenger RNA of Cucumis melo (muskmelon), 4128 nucleotides long. RefSeq lists its product as uncharacterized. Gene Ontology annotation, molecular function: phosphatidylinositol binding. The record is from RefSeq and is a predicted model, not a curated record. Lineage: Eukaryota; Viridiplantae; Streptophyta; Magnoliopsida; Cucurbitales; Cucurbitaceae. The transcript has 16 exons. Bases 450 to 3815 code for a protein of 1121 amino acids.
CAAAACAAUUAUUGAAAAAUUAGAGGAUGAUAGAUGAUUGUAUGAAAAAUCUCCGAUAUUCCCAUCUCAAAAAUCCCAAUCGUCCAAGAAGCAGAUGAAAUUCCAAUGCCCAAAAUCGAAUCCCAAUAAUCCCCAACGAAGUGUAAAAGUGAAACUGACAAUGAAGUUAACCCAUUACUAACCAUGUGGUUUUAUUUGAUUUAUUUUUUCCAUUUCUCCCCAAUUCUUUCACAAAUUUUCAUUCUUUGCCUUCAUUUUUCGAUACCCAGUUCGUGAUCGCUUCUAUCUCCGAUUGGGGCUUUCUGAGUUUUUUUUCGUGUGGAACUUGGGUGAUCAUCUGCUUGAAAUUUGAAAGAUUCUUCAUUUGGUUACUGGGGUUACUUUGAUUGAAUUCAUUUCCCUCCAUUUUAAUAUAUCGCGACUGCAAAUUGGUUUGUUUCUGGUCCGGAAUGAGCUCGCAGAAUCAGGUUACGCCUCGGGACCUUCUCGAGGAAGCAAAGAAACGGGUUCUUUUUCUGGUGAUAUGCAUUGUGGGUUUAUCAUAUAUGAUGUCAUUGACAAGCUCCUCUGUUUGGGUAAAUUUACCUGCUGCUGCAUUUUUUAUCAUCCUCGUCCGCUAUUUCUCUUUAGAUUUAGAAAUGAGGAAAAAAGCUGCUACUUAUAUACGUAGACCUUUACCAGAACAUGCUAUUUCCCAAGAGAAACCUCUAGAAUGUCCUAAAGUUAUAAAGAAGUCAGAGUGGAGAAGGAAAGUGAAUUCACGUGUUGCUGAGGAUGCAAUAGAUCACUUCAGUAGACAUUUAAUUUCAGAGUGGGUGACAGAUCUUUGGUAUUCUCGUUUAACACCCGAUAAAGAAGGUCCAGAGGAAUUGAUAAAUAUUGUCAAUGGUGUGCUUGGAGAAAUCGCUGGACGCUUUAGGAAUAUUAAUCUGAUUGAUCUUCUAAUGAGGGAUCUUAUUAAUCUCAUCUGCACACACUUGGAAAAUUUUCGUUCAACUAAAUUAAAAAUAGAGAAACGACAGUUAGGAAACAUCACUAUCGAAAAAUUGGAUACAGAACUCAGACAACACCUGGCUAUGGAGAACAGGUUGCACCCUGCUUUAUUUUCUUCUGAAGCUCAGCAUAAGGUCUUGCAGCAUGUGAUGGAUGGUCUUAUUUUAUAUACAUUCAGGCAUGAGGAUCUCCAGUGCUUAUACUUCCGCUAUACAGCGAGGGAGCUUCUUGCUUCUGCAGUAAUGCGGCCAGUUUUAAACUUAGCUAGCCCAAGGUUUAUUAACGAAAGAAUAGAAUCCUUAGUCAUAAAUAUGAAAAAGCCUAAGACAGUGGAAUCGAUGCAUGAAAAUUUAGGGUCCAAACCUGAUGGAUCUUCAAGCAUUCCCUCUGAUGAUCUUUCCAAGUUCCUUGAUCCUUCUAUGGCUGGUGUUGAGCUGGUGCAGAUGAAAAAUGCACAAUCCACCACUCCUACAAAUUUACCAACAAAAUUCAACUCCAAUGCUAGCUUUUCCAAGGACCCACUUCUCUCGAUUGAUACUCGAUCUUCCCGGUCCUGGAACUCUGAGCCCCCGACAUCCCAAAAUGUUCACGAAAGCACUAUUCAGAAACAUAACAGUGGAGAAUGGGGUGAAAAGUUGGAUCAGUUUUCUCGUAGAAAGGUUAAGGCCCUAGCUCCUGAGCAUUUUGAAAACAUGUGGGCAAAAGGGAGAAACUACAAAAUGAAAGAAAAUGAGAAUCAACUCAACAAGAACGCCCAGCAUGGCCCCCCUCAAGGGAAGCCUCUUUCAAUCUCAGUGAAGCGUGAGAAGAAAAUCUCUAAAACGAUUGAUAUAGAAAAUGAGGGCAAGCUUAAUUCCUCUAAAAAUACAACUGUUCACUUAGGCUGUAGUGACCCGCUUACAGUUAAUGGUUCAUCCUGUCGAACAGAUUCAGACAUUCUAAAUGACUCUACCGAGAUGCAUUAUCAAGAUAAUGAUCGUGAUGUCAUGCACCUGAAUGAUCUCGACUCAGAUGGAAAUACUUCUGAAGAUGAGGAAACAACCAAUGUUACAGGCCUUGACUCUCCUGUAACCAAAGUGUGGAAUGCUAGAAACAAUAGAAAUGUUGGAAUUUCACACAUUCAUCACCCGCUUGAGAGUUCUGAUGGUUGUAGAGUUAAGAAGGCAGUUAAAGGGAAAGAUCACAAUAAUAGGUUAUCAAGGAAUCAGUCUGGAAGGAAAAGAUCCCGUCAUAACAGUGAGCAGCUACCUGUUUGGCAAGAGGUUGAGAGAACAAGCUUUAUAUCUGGUGAUGGGCAGGAUAUACUAAAUUCUCCUCUAGGACCUGCAAAUGACGACGACUCUAGUGAUGAUUCUGAUAUGGAGAGUUCAGGAAGAAUUCACAGCGGAGCAGCGGCUUCUUCAUCUGUACUUUCAAUUUCCCAGAUUCUUCCUAGCGAUUACUCACAAAGUUCUCAGAUGGUGGAUUCAUUCUUUAGGCUGAAGUGUGAGGUGAUGGGUGCAAAUAUAGUCAAAAGCGGUUCGAGAACAUUUGCUGUAUAUUCCAUAUCUGUUACAGAUGUAAAUAGUAAUCAUAGCUGGUCUAUAAAAAGAAGGUUUAGCCAUUUUGAGGAGUUGCAUAGGCGUCUAAAAGAGUUUUCAGAGUACAAUUUACAUUUGCCACCAAAACAUUUCCUUUCCACGGGAUUAGAUUUUCCUGUUAUUCAGGAACGAUGUAAUUUACUCGAUAAAUAUUUAAAGAGGCUUAUACAGCUCCCGAGAAUCUCAGGGUCUAUUGAAGUUUGGGACUUUCUCAGUGUUGAUUCUCAGACAUACAUAUUUUUGGAUUCAUUUUCCAUCAUCGAAACUUUGUCAGUUGAUCCAUCUGAUAAAUCCCAUGAAGAGUAUAAUAGAAGUGUUUCAAACCCGAACAGCCCUUUAUCAGGAUUAUUACCACUGAGGAGAGACCAUGCAAUAGCUGAAUGCUUGGAGCCUAAACUGCAGGCGAAAACCAAACUUCAGCCUAAUGGCUUGAGAUUGAACUCAAAAGAUGCUACUAUGGAGAAAAGUGGAUUGUCUGAUAGGAACCCUGGGAGAACUGAGAAUCAGAAGGAGAAUGGAACAUUAUCUGAUAAAAAUUCAGGGAAAACUGAGAGCCCGAAUGAGAAUGAAAAGUCUGGAGAGGCUUCUGAUUUGCUUCUUGAUGCUGCUACUGAUCCAAUGUUGCCCACUGAGUGGGUGCCGCCAAAUUUAACAGUACCAAUAUUUGAUUUGGUGGAUGUGAUAUUCCAGCUACAAGAUGGGGGAUGGAUCAGGAGAAAGGCAUUUUGGGUGGCAAAACAGGUGCUACAGUUGGGCAUGGGGGAUGCUCUUGAGGAUUGGUUGAUUCAGAAAAUCCAGCGUUUUCGCAAGGGAUCUUCCAUGGCCUCUGCUAUCAACCGCCUCGAACAGAUUUUAUGGCCUGGUGGGGUAUUCAUAACCAAGCGUCCAAAGCAACCACCAUCACUUGAAGGUUCCACUUCCGGCAACAACUCCAACGAAAUCCUAUCUCCUCAAUCCCUUGAGGAACUGCAGCAGCAAGAAGCCGAUCGUCGUGCAAAGUUUGUAUAUGACUUGAUGAUCACCAAUGCUCCACCUGCUAUUGUGGGGCUAGUUGGUCGAAAGGAGUACGAGCAAUGUGCCAAGGAUCUGUAUUACUUCCUUCAGUCAGCUGUAUGCACGAAGCUAUUGGCACUGGACCUCAUUGAGCUAUUGCUGUUAACCUUGUUUCCAGAGCUUGAUUCUGUCUUCAAACAGCUGCACGAAAGAAAGGAGAAGUUCGGCGAACUCGAUGCACACAUCUAAAAUAGCUUUGUCAUGCACAGUUUAUGUUCUUGGACAAGCAUCACUCCAGCAUUCCGUAGCACCAUAUCGAUUUUGCUUUGCGGCAACUACAUUUUUGUUUCUGCAGUUUAGAGUCUACUGGCCCCCAUUUUGGAAAUUGUAGUAUUUAUUCCCUUCUACAGGCUAUCCCACAUCUGAAAUGUCUUCUUCCCCCAUUUUUGUUUUUGUGCAGCAUUAACAACUUUCCGUUGUGGUGGUUUGUAUAGUGUAAAUUUGUUCGCAUUUGAGGUGAUUGCCAUUUUGGAAGGGUUGGUUUGGUUGUCAUUGAUUCAAA